AUGGGCCGCGACACGGAUUUCCAUCCGAGCGAACCUCCUGUCGGUGCGCAGCUCUCCGUGGGACGUCGGAUACAACCGCAAUCGCGCAAUCAUCCGUCCGGCCUACCCGUAAGUCGUCGAAGCACUCGACUGUUUGCCGACCUCACGAAUCGUCUCGGAGAAAUCAUCACCACAGAACGAGCAUUGAUGGAAUCUGCAGUGUCCACGAGUUGUACAGCCUCAGUGUCGGACGCGGCUAUUUCCGGCGCUCGUGUUGUCCCGUCGAAUGGAGCACCGAUUCCGGCCGAAGCAACCCACGGCUGGCACAACCAGACGAGCCCUCUACUGACCGUUUCGUCGCAAACGAGUAGUCCGACGACGACGUCCACACAAAGUACGGGGACGUGUUCGUCUCCGUUGGAUCUCUUGGCCGGCGUUUCGUCCACGGAACACGCCAAGCACCAAACACCAUCAACGACCAAGGUCCGUCCACAGUCCAUCGGUGCGGCGAUCAAGAACACCAAUCCGUCCGCAGACGCCGUUUCCAAGACAGAAGGCGUGAGCAAUAGACACGUUGCUGCCGAGAAUCAAGCCACUGGAACGAGCGUGGAUGUCCACGAGUCGCAGCUACAAGGAGCCGAAACAUUGGAACAAUUCGAAACGAAAAGCGACGACGUUCCAUCGCCUCACCUUUCGUCCUUCCGAAAAGCAACAACAACAACAACAACAAUAAUUCGUCACAAUACGCGCCACAAAGAAAAACGUCGUCCGGUGGGAUACGUGGCUCCCAAAACGGAACGCACCGUCAAACCAAAGGCUACGCCCAAACCCCGCCGGAAUCGUACCCUUCAGCGAGCAAGCGGAAGUUUCCCACGCGCCUGUUUCACGCAUCGACCCAGCUUGGCUUGCCUUCGCUCACAGUCCUUGACCGACUACGUUAGAGAUGUGGUGCUUCCGACUGCCAGCGCGUACGAACCGAGUACGGAUCCCGACGACGACGAUGAUUACGACGAUUUCAAUCGAAUUCACGAGUACCGUCCGCUGGAAUGGACUGAAGGUAUGGCCAAAAUCACCCUACCAGAAGGUUUUUGUACGCUUGAUGGAAUCGCACGCGACCGGACGGGAAGAGGACUGGAUUGGCAAGCGGGUACACCCUUGGGCGACUACGUCAUCCAAACCCCGAUUGAACAAAACAUACGAGGCCUCGCUGGCGUAUACGAGUACACCUUUGCCGACAAGCCGCAGGUCACAAUUGCAAGUUUUCGUGAACAGGCGGACGCCUACCGUAAAGUACAAGUUGGCAGCGCUGUCGAUGAUGGCGAAAAUGCGGACUCGGACGAAGCCAUGGAUAAGUUGGCCCGAAAAUUCUGGCAGCGUCUUGGUCCGACCAUGCCCCCUGCCUGGUAUGGAGCCGAUCAAGAAGGAACACUCUUUGGCGACGAUCCUGCAUCCGGCUGGUCGAUUGCAAAACUCGACUCGUGUCUGCACGUGCUUUCGAAUGUUCCCGGCGUCACUACCCCUUACCUAUACGCUGGAAUGUGGGCGUCGGUCUUUUGCGCGCAUACCGAAGACAUGAAUUUACUAAGUAUUAAUUACCUGCACGCCGGUGCACCCAAAAUUUGGUACGCCGUUGCGCCCGGAAAGGACGCAGAUCGGUUUGCCGAGCUUUGUGCCUUUCAGUACAGUAUGGAGGCCCGCAAAUGUAAGGAAUUCAUGCGCCACAAACGAUGCCUACUCAGUCCGAAAGUACUACAAAAGGCAGGAAUUCGCUAUACAACGGCGGUACAGCGACCAGGUGAUGCCAUGAUUACUUUCCCGGGUGGUUAUCAUUUCGGCUUCAACGUGGGGUUCAAUCUGGCGGAAGCAACAAAUUUUGGGGUACCAGAGUGGAUUCCCCUGGGUUUGCAAGCUCAUGUAUGCUUAUGUCGACCAGAUUCGGUUCGAAUCGACGUGGAACGCUUAAUUGCGCUCCUGAAAUUGUACCAACAGGCUGAGAAGCGGGAGGUGGGUUUGUCGUGGAAAACUUGGAGUCAGCGGAGGGAGGAAAAAUUGGCUCGACGAGCACUGUCGGAGCGUCGACGCAUGUCAUCGCCGCCUUCUAAGAAGAAAAAACGUUCGAAAGCGCCACGGACAACUGAAUUUUGGGUCGAAGUUAGGAGACCUAUAUCCAAAGAGGAAACUGCAAAAAAGAAAGGCAAAAGGCCACUGAAAAAAGCUAAGCGCACUGACGAAGAAAUAUGGCAUCUCGCCAAAGCAACAACACGAAAAGGUCUCGUUCCCGAUGCUCGUGUUCUUUGUGUUUUGCCGGCGAAAGUUGUCUUGGAUCGUGUCAAAUUUCAUUACAGAACUACUGGGGACCCCGAUAAUCAAGAUGAGCAAUGCUUUGCCGGUCAAGUAGUCGAGCUAAUUGAUGAUCAUGUUCGAGUCAGAUUGGAUGGGCUUCCAAAGUCCAGCGACGAAUGGAUGCAUGUAUGGAGUCCAAAGCUGUUUCUGGACGGUGGUCGAUGGGGCGAGGAUCACGACGUUACGGUAGAGGACGAAAUCGGGAAGACGUUAUACUGGGAAGAAGUAGACUCCAAGAGCCUAUGUCUAUGAGUUGUUGUAACAACAGAUUUGUUUUUGGAAGCAGUCAGUUUUCUUCGCACUGGGACAGCGCUUUGAAACCGAGAUCUUCUUAAUCGGCUCGUAUGAAGUAGAGAAAUUCGCUCAAGUUGUCG
Phaeodactylum tricornutum CCAP 1055/1 is the source of this 2696-nucleotide messenger RNA. RefSeq lists its product with no specific name. Gene Ontology annotation, cellular component: nucleus. The record is from RefSeq and is a predicted model, not a curated record. The transcript has 3 exons. Bases 1 to 2574 code for a protein of 857 amino acids. Lineage: Eukaryota; Bacillariophyta; Bacillariophyceae; Surirellales; Neidiaceae. Gene Ontology annotation, biological process: chromatin remodeling. Gene Ontology annotation, molecular function: histone H3K36 demethylase activity; histone H3K9 demethylase activity.